CCACCACUUUCUGAGAGUUCCCGGUCAGUUUAGGCCCAUCCUGCAGCGUAGUGGCACGACAGACAACGGUGUUUCUCUCGGUUUUACCCCCAGAAUACACGCUUUGUUUGUCAUUUUAAGGACUCUGAACUGCGUGAGAUCUACCUAAGUGUGGACAGGGCCCUGGGACGACGGUUGCGCGGCAGGCAGCGGAAGAAUCGCCGAGGACAAGGUUGCAGAGCUCCGGUGGAUUUUAGCCUGUUUUGUUCCCAUGUUUUGGGCCGACCGCGAUCUUCCCAUUGAUUGAAACAUUCCAGUCUUACAGCCUUUCUUCUGGAGUUUGAGAUUUCUUGAGGGAUUUUUCGGGAGCCAGAAUAUUUUUGCGGUGGCAAUCUAGAGGAAAUCGGAGGAUAUUUGCAGCAGAGUGAGCUCAGGAAGGUUCGCGUGCAGAACGAGCAACUGGCAGACGAGAAAGGAUUUCUUCAAUUUCCUUUACUGUUGAGAUAGUGUCACGCCGUCUGCACUCUUAAGGCUUUCCUUAUACCCUCCGGAAUUUCAGCUGGAAUUCUCUCCAAAACCUGGACAUGGGACACUGGAAUACCACCAACAUUCCCAACAGUUAAAAAUGCCACUUUAAGGUUUUUUUUACCACUUUUGAGACGUCGCGAUUUCAGUACUUUAGAAACAAUGUUGCGGAAAAGUUGCUUCUUGUGGACUUCUUGUUCGGAUUUUUUACGGACUUUUGCAGUUUUGUGUUUCUUAUUGACACUUGUGCUGUGCCAGAAGAACACCAACAACAGCGUACUAGUUCUUGACCUCCUGAAGACCCUGGAUGUGAACUCUGGCAUGGUGGGGAUCUCCACCACAUCUGGCAGCCGACCAGGCCAGCCAGGCUGGCGUUUCCACUCCACGGUCAAGGAACUCUCUCUACCGGCCUCCGAGGUCACCAGGCUCGCCUCCAAACCCUGCCAGGCUCUUGGCUUCAUCUUCAUGGCCAGGCAGUCCAAAAACUCUGACGGCGUUCUCCUCUCCAUCUACUCGCCGUCUCUCGACAAGGACGGCGAAGACGGGGGAACGUUCUUCGAGAUCGGCUCGGACUUGACCCGGAAUCAUCUCAGGCUGACCUACAGAACGUUGGGCACGCUGACCGUCAUCCACGAGAUUUUCAGGCCGUCGCCAUUCCGCGAUACGAGCAAGUGGACGCAGCUGGCGGUACACGUGGGGGUGGAUGCGGUCCGGGUGUACGUGGACUGUCAGGACGUGAUCGAGAGGCCGCUCAUCCCCAGCUGCCGCGUCAAGAUGCCGCAGGACAGCACCGUGUUCUUCUCACAGAACUUCGAGCGCGAGAAAUUCACCGGUUACUGGCAGGAGGCAAAGAUGGUCAUCAACGGUUUCCAGGGGCGACCGUGGUACUGUUUCCAAGACUACUACAACGUGACUGCAGCUGUGGAGGAGGCUAACAAGGAGCUGCAGGUGCUGCGGGAGUCAGCUCAAGGGUCGCCUCUCAGGAUUGGCCAAGACCCUGGAGUCCAGUCACAGGGUUUCCCUGUGGCAGUGGGGGGACAGAACCAGGAUAUAACCGGGGAGAGGGUGUCCAAACUGGAACGUACCAUCGACGGACUCACCCUCAUGAUCAACAUGAUGAAACAACAGAGCUUUUUUAAGGGAAACAGAUGA
Branchiostoma belcheri (Belcher's lancelet) is the source of this 1656-nucleotide messenger RNA. Its product is annotated as kielin/chordin-like protein. The transcript is spliced from 6 exons. NCBI's taxonomy places the organism in Eukaryota, Metazoa, Chordata, Leptocardii, Amphioxiformes, Branchiostomatidae. The record is from RefSeq and is a predicted model, not a curated record. The coding region runs from base 667 to 1656 and encodes 329 amino acids.